Daphnia carinata is the source of this 1084-nucleotide messenger RNA. RefSeq names its product alpha-tocopherol transfer protein-like. Lineage: Eukaryota; Metazoa; Arthropoda; Branchiopoda; Diplostraca; Daphniidae. The transcript has 6 exons. The record is from RefSeq and is a predicted model, not a curated record. Gene Ontology annotation, molecular function: phosphatidylinositol bisphosphate binding. The coding region runs from base 105 to 881 and encodes 258 amino acids. Gene Ontology annotation, cellular component: membrane.
AUUGCCUUUUUGAAAAGUGCGUCUACAGGUUGUGUCAUAUCUGAAUUUCUGAUUUUUAUUUCCCCUAAAGAUUGAAGGCUGGACAGUAACAAGUGCAAUCGAAAAUGAAUAACAACACAAAAUCUCGUGUUCAUUUCGACGACAACGAGCUCAUAUCAAAAUUCCGCGUGCUCAUCAAGGAAUCCAACAUCAAUCUGUCAACGAGUGAUGAAUUGCUAAUGUGCUUUAUCCAUGCCCGUAAAGGCGACGUUCACAGAGCGAUGAAAUUGCUGAACAACUAUGUGAGAAUGACAAAGCAACAUCCAGAACUUGCACACUUAUGUCCGUUGCGUGUGAAACACGUGCUCGAUUUGCACUUCUUUGCUUCUCCGCAUCGCGAGCAAAAUGGAUGUCGCAUAUUGUUGAUCAAUUUACGGAAGUGGGAUCUCCGCAUUUGUAGUUUGGAAGACGUUUUUCUUGCAUUAGUGUUCUGCUUUCAGAGACUGGUAUCUGAACUCGACACUCAAACUAAUGGCAUUGUGCUUAUCCUCGACGUUAAAGAUUUGUCACUUAACCACGUAAGGCAGUUUACACCAUAUUGGGUUAAGAUAAUUGCCGAUAUUGCUCAGGAUGUGUUUCCUAUCCGAUUCCAAGGAAUUCACGUUGUUAAUGAACCUCGGAUUAUGAAAAUCCUCGUAGCCAUAUUUUGGCCUUUUUUAUCGAACAAAAUUCGCAACCGGCUGUUCUUUCACGGACAAUGUUUCGUAACUGUUCACCAACACGUUGAUCCUGCCUGUCUACCCAGCGACUAUAACGGUUGUAUGAAAUCGAUGGACACCAUGUGUUUUUCCAGUGUUUUCUCCGAGAGUGAGUACCCAAAAAUAUUCGAUUGUUUUAACUAAAAAUCAAGCAUGUUUAGAACGCGAAAAUUUUGUAAUAUUUUUCUAUUAUGCCAAGUCAAAGCCCAUACAGUUUCAGGCCUUUCGCACGUUUUUUUUCUGUGGCCAUGUCGUUUACUUCAUGUUUGUUCUAUGUCGAUAGCUUUUUAUUUGUGGUUUCAUUUUGUGCUACGCGCAUAUACAAUAUAAUGGCAGUAUUUAAUGCA